AUGUCAUACAGCGCAAUUCCAUCGGAACCAACAGAUUCAGCCCCAGGGGUGGUCGCAGUUCCUCAACCAUCGUCACCCAAAGCUGGGCUGAUCCAGAACUUCAUCUUUCUGCAAGUGAAGAAAUCAAUCGCAAUUGCAGUGGUGGUUCUCGUGUCUCAAGGCGCAUCACUCAAUGCAACUCUUGAGGGAGUACUCAUUCUGGCGACUUCAAUCCUACCUUUCUGGACACCUCCAAUGUGGACGCCCAACAUGGCUCCCCACAAAUUCACAGCCAUCGUUUUCUACGCGUGUUGGUUGCUGCAACUGGGCGUCCAGUUUCUGUGUCUGGACUUCAACCCUUCCAACCAAUUCUCAAAGGUCCUGCAAAUCAGCGCCCUCAAUCUAGUUACCGGCUUCCUGGGAAACCAAAUCAAAUACUCCCAGGCCUACUUUGUCAAACGCCUCUACCCUGCUGACCAGCAAAUCAAAGCCACAAAGUACGCCUUCCUGUUUGCAUUCCUAUACCCACAGGUUCUGGAGUCGGUGCUCGUAGCACUGUAUCUGAACGUGACCUUCCUUCCAGCCUGGACCCUAGAGGGCUUCCGAGCUGCUGCCUACCUGUAUUUCGCAGCUGACCUCUACUUCAGAUACCCUGUCGAGAGUGAAUCUGGGGUUACAGCCUGGAACGACUCUUCACUGUACAGCUUCUACAAGACUGAACUGGCAUCCGUAUGGAAGGGUAUACUCUUCUACUACUACUUUUUCCUUCAGUUCUUGUAA
Yarrowia lipolytica CLIB122 is the source of this 759-nucleotide messenger RNA. RefSeq lists its product as uncharacterized. Lineage: Eukaryota; Fungi; Ascomycota; Dipodascomycetes; Dipodascales. The record is from RefSeq and is a predicted model, not a curated record.